CUCGGACGUUGACUCCGGUGAGUUUUGUCCCGCGGCUGGAGCUCCGAGAGGAGCAGAUGCUGCUGAGUGAGGGCAGAGGAGGAGACAGGCUGUCCCGGACCGAGACACGACUGCCACACAGAGCGAGCGGCGGCCGACGAUCAUUCAAGCAGAGCGGCGGCGGCAGACAUGUCCGUCUCCACACAGCUGGGUCUGCUGCUGUGGAAGAACUUCACCUACAGACGACGGCAGACGCUCCAGCUCUUGGCAGAGAUCGUCUGGCCCCUCUUAAUCUUCUUCAUCCUCAUCGCCGUGCGGCUGAACUAUCCUCCCUACGAGCAGCAUGAGUGUCAUUUUCCCAACAAGGCGAUGCCGUCAGCCGGGACGCUGCCCUGGCUUCAGGGAAUCCUCUGCAACGCCAACAACCCCUGCUUCAGACACCCGACGCCGGGCGAGUCUCCUGGCAUCGUCGGCAACUUCAACGACUCCAUAAUUUCUCGCCUUUUUUCGGACGCCAAGAAGAUCCUUCUCUACAGUCAGAACGAUAAAAACCUGGAGGGCUUCAAGGAGCUGGCUCAAGCCCUGCAGGUGCUGCAGACCAGCCGCUCAGGCUUCAAGUUGAAGCAUUUUCUGCGAGACAAUGAAACCCUGUCGAGCUUCCUGCUGAGAAACGCCUCCUUCCCCGAACACGGCGUCCAGCAGAUCAGGGAGGCCGACAUCAACCUGGAGAAGGUCCUUCUCAGAGGCUUCGGGGUCCACCUGAGGGACAUGUGUCCCAGGAAGGGAGGGAAGCGGAGCGUGGAGGACUUUGUGACGAUCUCGGACCAACAGGUGUCGGCGAUGGUGCAAAAAUUCAUCUGCCAGGCCACGCCCACAUGGCUCGACCACGCCGAGGAGCACUUUCUGGACAACCUGGACUUCCUCAAGCCCAUCCGGCGGGACGUCAGGGCCGACCCCGAGGCCGUCCGACAGGUCGCCAGGGCAACCAACAACCUGCUGGAUAGUCUGGGUUCACUGGCCGUCGAGUUGGCGAGUAUGAAGAGCUGGAUCGAUCUGAGGAACGAGAUAGUCUUCCUGACGCAGAACGCCACGUCGUCGCCCAGCGCCAUGUACCAGGCCAUCUCCCGGAUUGUGUGCGGUCACCCCGAAGGCGGCGGCCUGCAGAUCAAAUCCCUCAACUGGUACGAAGACAGCAACUACAAGGCUCUGUUCGGAAACUACAACAGCAGCGAGGACGAGCCGGUGUCGCUCUACGACAAUUCCUCCACUCCAUACUGUAACAGCCUUGUGAAGAGCAUGGACUCGAACCCCAUGUCCAGGAUGAUCUGGCAGGCCCUGAAGCCCCUCCUGUUGGGGAAGAUCCUGUACACCCCCCACACCCCAGCCACACAGAGGAUCAUCCAUGAAGUGAACCGGACCUUCCAGGAGCUCGGUGUGUUCAGGGAGCUGGGCGGUAUGUGGGAGGAGAUGAGACCCAAAGUCUGGGACUUCAUGGAGAACAGCGAGCAGAUGGACCUGAUUAGGACUCUGCUGAAGAACAACGUCACCGCCAGAUUAUUCAGCGCUCAGCUGGAAAACACGGACUGGACCGUAGCCGACGUCUCCAGCUUCCUGUCCAAGCAGGCGGAGGACCAGCGGCCACCCGGCAGCGCCCUCACCUGGAGGGAUGUGUUCAACGAGACCGAUCAGGCCAUCAUGAGCAUCUCCCGCUUCAUGGAGUGUGUGAAUCUGGACAAACUGGAGCCAGUCUCCAACGAGGAAAGAAUGGUGAACCUGUCCAUGAAGCUACUGGAAGACAGGAAGUUCUGGGCAGGGAUCGUGUUUCUGGAUAUCCCCUCCAACGCCACCGAGCUGCCUCCCAAUCUCAACUACAAGAUCCGCAUGGACAUCGACAACGUGGAGCGGACCAAUAAGAUCAAAGACGCAUACUGGGACCCGGGUCCUCGCGCUGACCCAUUUGAGGACAUGCGUUACAUCUGGGGUGGGUUCUCGUACCUUCAGGACGUUAUUGAGCAAGGCAUCAUCAGAGCGGUGACGGGCACCAAGGAGAAGAUGGGUGUCUACAUCCAGCAGAUGCCGUACCCGUGUUACGUAGAUGACAUCUUCCUGCGGGUGAUGAGCCGCUCCAUGCCUCUCUUCAUGACCCUCGCCUGGAUGUACUCAGUGGCCAUCAUCCUGAAGAGCGUGGUGUAUGAGAAGGAGGCCCGGCUGAAGGAGACGAUGAGGAUCAUGGGUCUGGAUAACGGCAUCCUGUGGUUCAGCUGGUUCAUCAGCAGCUUGAUUCCUCUGCUGAUCAGCGCCGGGCUGCUGGUGCUUCUGCUCAAGAUGGGCAACCUGCUGCCCUACAGUGACCCUGGUGUCAUCUUCCUCUUCCUGGGAUCCUUCGGCGUGGUGACCAUCAUGCAGUGUUUCCUGCUCAGCACGGCAUUUGCCCGAGCUAACCUCGCCGCCGCCUGUGGAGGAAUCAUCUACUUCACCCUCUACCUGCCUUACGUGCUCUGCGUCGCCUGGGAGGACUACAUCGGCUUCAGAACGAAAGUCUUCGCGAGCCUCCUGUCACCCGUGGCGUUCGGAUUCGGCUGCGAGUACUUCGCCCUGUUCGAGGAGCAGGGUGUCGGUAUUCAGUGGAAGAAUCUGGUGUCGAGCCCGAUGGAGGAAGAUGACUUCAGCCUCCGCACCGCCAUCAUCAUCAUGUACUUUGACUCCUUCCUGUAUGGAGUCCUGACCUGGUAUCUUGAAGCCGUGUUUCCAGGUCAGUAUGGGAUCCCUCGGCCCUGGUACUUCCCCGUCACCAAGUCCUAUUGGUUUGGAGAAAAGGAUGGAAAGUCCAACAAAGUUCCUCUGAACCGGAAAGGAAACCCAGGAGGUGAGACUGCUGUGCUGUGGAGAACUUCCUCCAAAAAUCUAACAAAUGAGUUCUGUUUAUUCAGUGUACUCUACAAAGCUUUUAAUGUGAAAGCGACUUCCUGUGUCUGUAUGUCUGUAGCGGUGUGCAUGGAGGAGGAGCCAGCUCACCUGGAGCCCGGGGUCUACAUCGAGAACCUGGUGAAGGUUUACCGUCACGGUAAGAAGCUGGCGGUGGACGGACUGACGCUCGGCUUCUACGAGGGACAAAUCACAUCCUUCCUGGGACACAACGGAGCGGGAAAAACCACCACCAUGUCCAUCCUGACCGGCCUGUUCCCGCCCACGUCUGGCACUGCCUACAUCCUGGGCAGGGACAUCCGGACAGAGCUGAGCGCCAUUAGACAGAGUCUGGGAGUCUGUCCACAGCACAACGUCCUGUUCAGCAUGCUCACGGUGGAGGAGCACAUCUGGUUCUACGCUCGGCUCAAAGGCCUGCCAGAGGAACGGGUGAAAGGUGAGAUUGAGCAGAUCCUGCAGGACACGGGACUGCCGCACAAACGCAACUGCAGGACCAGCACUCUGUCUGGGGGCAUGCAGAGGAAGCUGUCCGUCGCCCUGGCCUUCGUCGGGGGGUCAAAGGUUGUGAUCCUGGACGAGCCUACAGCCGGUGUUGACCCCUACGCCCGCAGAGGAAUCUGGGACCUGCUGCUGAAGUACCGCCAAGGUCGGACCAUCAUCCUGUCCACCCACCACAUGGACGAGGCGGACAUCCUGGGCGACCGCAUCGCCAUCAUCAGCCAUGGGAAGCUGUGCUGCGUGGGCUCGUCUCUGUACCUGAAGAACCAGCUGGGGACGGGUUACUACCUGACGCUGGUGAAGAAGAACCCGGAGCCAUCACUCAGCUCCUGCAGGAACUCCUCCAGCACCGUCUCCUUCACCAAGAAGGAGGAGGAGUGCGGCUCGGUCAGCAGCAGCGAUGCUGGACUCGGCAGUGAACAUGAAAGUGAGGCUGCUACCAUCGAAAACGGCCCCGGCGCGUCCAUCUGCAACAUCCCCUUCAUACCCCCGGACGUGUCGCUGGUGUCGGCCUUGAUCCUGCGUCACGUCCCCGACGCCCGCCUGGUGGAGGACCUGGGACACGAGCUGACCUACAUCCUGCCAUACAGCGCCGCCAAAGACGGAGCCUUUGUGGAGCUCUUCAAAGACCUAGACGUGAAGCUGCCCGACCUCGGCAUUUCCAGCUAUGGAGUGUCUGACACCACGCUGGAGGAGAUUUUCCUGAAAGUGGCUGAAGACAACGGGGUCGACACUGAAGUGCCCUCAGAUGGGACGCUUCCUGUUCAGAGGCGGAGGAGGACUCACGCCUUCGGUGGAGGAGACCCUCAGAGCUGCUUGAGACCUUUGACCGAGGAUGACAACGAUGAAUGCAAUGAUUCUGAAGACCAAGAGUGCAGGGACACCGACUGGCUGGACUGUGCUGAUGGUAAAGGCUCGUAUCAGGUGUCAGGCUGGAGCCUGAGGAGGCAGCAGUUUGUGGCUCUGAUGUGGAAGCGGUUCCUGUAUGCCCGGCGCUCCAGGAAGGGCUUCUUUGCCCAGAUCGUCCUCCCCGCCGUGUUCGUCUGCAUCGCUCUGGUCUUCAGUCUCAUCGUGCCCCCGUUUGGAGUGUAUCCCAGUUUGGAGCUGCAGCCGUGGAUGUAUGAAGAACAAGCGACCUUCAUCAGUGAUGAUGCUCCUGGAGAUGCCAACAUGCAGAAGCUUUUAGACGCGCUGCUGAAUGCUCCGGGAUUCGGGACUCGCUGCAUGGACGGUUACACAAUCCCAGAGGCUCCCUGCACGCUAGGCGAUGAGGAUUGGCACACUCCCGAAGUUCCUGAAAGCGUCCUGCAGCUCUUUACCUCCAGAAACUGGACCAUGGACGACCCCUCUCCGGCCUGCAUGUGCAGCUGCGAUGGCAAGAAGAAGAUGCUGCCGGACUGCCCGGCCGGAGCCGGAGGUCUGCCCCCACCUGAGAUGAAGGUGAGCGCCACCGACACCCUGCAGAACCUGACUGGGAGAAACAUCUCUGACUACCUGGUGAAGACCUACGCUCAGAUCAUUGGCAAGAGCCUGAAGAACAAAGUCUGGGUGAAUGAGUUCAGGUACGGAGGUUUCUCAUUGGGUGCCAGGAACACUCAGGUCCUCCCUCCAGCUCAAGAGAUCGACGACGCCAUCGAGAGAGUCCGAAAGAUCUUUGAGUUACACCAGGGCGCCGCUGCAGACCGAUUCCUGGACACGCUGUCUGGUUUCAUCAACGGUCUCGACACGAAGAACAACGUCAAGAUCUGGUUCAACAACAAAGGCUGGCACAGCAUCGGCGCCUUCAUCAACGUGAUGAACAACGGCAUCCUCAGAGCGAACCUGCCUCCGGGGAAGGACGCCAGCAAGUACGGCAUCAGCGCCUUCAACCACCCGCUGAACCUGACCAAGGAGCAGCUGUCCCAGGUCGCUCUGGUGACGACCUCUGUGGACGUCCUGGUGUCCAUCUGCGUCAUUUUCGCCAUGUCCUUCGUCCCUGCGAGCUUUGUGGUCUUCCUCAUCCAGGAGAGAGUCAGUAAAGCCAAACACAUGCAUUUCAUCAGCGGCGUCCAUCCGCUGCUCUACUGGACAGCCAACUUCAUAUGGGACAUGUGUAACUACAUCGUCCCGGCAACGCUCGUCAUCCUCAUCUUCAUCUGUUUCCAACAAAAAGCCUACGUGUCGUCCACCAACCUGCCGGCCCUCGCCCUGCUGCUGCUGCUCUACGGCUGGUCGAUCACGCCGCUCAUGUACCCAGCUUCCUUCUUCUUCAAGAUCCCCAGCACGGCGUACGUCGUCCUCACCAGCGUCAACAUCCUCAUCGGCAUCAACGGCAGCAUCUCCACCUUCGUCAUGGAGCUGUUCGGAAACAACGAAAUUGGAGGAAUCAACGACAUCCUGAAGAACGUCCUCCUCAUCUUCCCUCACUUCUGUCUCGGUCGAGGCCUCAUCGACAUGGUGAAGAACCAGGCGAUGGCCGACGCCCUCGAGAGAUUCGGUGAGAACAGGUUCCGCUCUCCUCUGGAGUGGGACAUGGUGGGAAAAAACCUGCUCGCCAUGGCCGUGGAGGGCGUGGCCUUCUUUUUCAUCACCGUCCUCAUCCAGUACAGGUUCUGCAUCAAACCCACGCCGGUCAGUAAGCUCACCAAACUGGGACCUCUGGGCGACGAGGACGAGGACGUGGCCAGAGAGAGACAGAGGAUCGUCCACGGCCUGGGACAAGGAGACAUCCUGGAGCUCCGGCAGCUGACCAAGGUGUUUAAGAGGAAGCAGAAGCCAGCGGUGGAUCGACUUUGCGUCGGGAUUCCUCCCGGAGAGUGUUUCGGCCUCCUCGGUGUGAACGGGGCCGGAAAGACGACCACCUUCAAGAUGCUGACGGGAGACACGAUGGUGACCAGUGGAGAGGCUUUCCUGGCUGGGAAGAGCAUCCUGCGGGAGAUCGAGGAGGUGCAUCGAAAAAUGGGCUACUGUCCUCAGUUUGACGCCAUCAACGAGCUGCUGACGGGAAGAGAACAUCUGGAGCUGUACGCCAUCCUCAGAGGGGUCCCUGAGAAGGAAGUGUGCGACGUGGCAGAGUGGGGGAUCAGGAAGUUGAGUCUGCUGAAAUACGCCGAUAAAGCAGCUGGAAGCUACAGCGGCGGAAACAUGAGGAAGCUGUCCACAGCCAUGGCGCUGAUCGGAGCGCCCCCUGUGGUGUUUCUGGACGAGCCCACCACCGGCAUGGACCCCAAGGCCCGCCGAGCCCUCUGGAAUUGCAUCCUCAGCGUCAUCAAGGAGGGACGCUCCGUGGUGCUCACCUCACACAGCAUGGAGGAGUGUGAGGCUCUCUGCACGAGGAUGGCGAUCAUGGUGAACGGCAGGUUCAGGUGUCUCGGCAGCGUCCAGCACCUGAAGAACAGGUUUGGCGACGGGUACACGAUCAUCCUGCGGGUGGCGGGGCCCAACCCCGACCUGCUGCCCGUCAUGAAGUUCAUCGAAAGCGAGCUGAGCGGCAGCACGCUGAAGGAGAAGCACAGGAACAUGCUGCAGUACCAGCUGCCGUCAUCGCUCACCUCGCUCGCUCACAUCUUCUCCAUCCUGGCCAAGAAUAAAGAGACGCUGAGGAUCGAGGACUACUCCGUCACUCAGACCACGCUGGACCAGGUGUUUGUAAACUUCGCGAAGGACCAGAGCGACGACUAUCACUCCAAGGACAACUCCGUGAGGCGGAAGGACGUCGUCGUCGACGUCCCGGCACUGAGCUCGACCAGCGGAGCCGCACGCGAGGGCGGCGGGUUGAUGGAGAGCAUCAUGUGACCGCACUGGGAGGCUGACGCUUCAGCCUGGACUUGACCUGCAGCAGAGAGGGCACCUACCUUUUCGCCAGCUGUGAUGUCAUACUGAUUUAAAAAUGGCGGUGGACGGAGUUCCCCGCUGCCUCAUGCCAGUCAAUGCAAUACGAUUUCCUGUGGAGGCGGCGAGCGUUUUGCCGACCUCGCCGAUUUAAACACUUGAAUGAGUGCCUUCAGACCUCCUGCAGCUCCGAGACUCUUCUUCUCUUCCUGAUUGAAGGCGAAGAACGCAGGCGACUGUUUUUGUGACCAACGAUGAAGAAUCCGAAUCAUUUCAAACGGCCGAGGGCUCGACUGCAAAAAUCACACAAAACAUUUGAUUCCGUUUUUACUCUCAGACUUUUAUUUAUAUGCGUAGAAAAAGAGACGUGUAAUUUGUUUUAUUUUGGUAGAGUUAUUAACUGUUUCCUGUAGUGUUUAACAGCCAAUCAAAGUGCCUGAUGCAAGUUGAUUUGUGUUUUUUAAAGAAAAGCAGAUUUUUGUGUGUUUGGGUGCGAAACAGUGAAAUACCUCAUCAGCUUCUGAAGCACACUACAGUAUUGACGAGCAGUCUGCCGAUAGAUCGGCACUCUGAUUGAUCAGUGAGCUGCUAACGGCGACUCGCUGUGACCGCGGCGCUCGAAGUGUUCGAACCAUCAGUUUGUCUUUGCACUGAAAUCAAACCUGCUUUCCUCUGAUCGUGUUUAUUGAUCAUGCGGCUGAUGGAAGAAGAGCUGUUACAACCCCAGCAAUCAGAAUUAAAGUGAAACUAAUG
This is a messenger RNA of Archocentrus centrarchus (flier cichlid), 7965 nucleotides long. It is a transcript of the gene abca1b, whose product is annotated as ATP-binding cassette, sub-family A (ABC1), member 1B. Gene Ontology annotation, molecular function: ABC-type transporter activity; lipid carrier activity; ATP binding. Gene Ontology annotation, biological process: lipid transport; transmembrane transport. The transcript has 48 exons. The coding region runs from base 169 to 7176 and encodes 2335 amino acids. Gene Ontology annotation, cellular component: intracellular membrane-bounded organelle; membrane. The record is from RefSeq and is a predicted model, not a curated record. NCBI's taxonomy places the organism in Eukaryota, Metazoa, Chordata, Actinopteri, Cichliformes, Cichlidae.